CGCGUGCAGAGGCAGUCCCCGCGCACAGCCCGGAGGCGGGCCGGGUGGUGCGGCCUUCUCCGCGCACGGCGCUCGCGCGUGUAGCCCCGUGGCCGGCAAGGCGGCUCCGGCGGCCGCGCGCAAGCCUCGCCGCGGGUCCGGACGGCGGCGUGUGUCCGGCGGCCUGUGGGCGCGGCGCGGAGCGCGUCGGGCCGGGCCCUGCUCCGCCCCGACCCCGACGGCACACGCGUCGGGCCGCGGAGCCCCGCACAGCCGCCUCGGACUCCCGUGACGAGGAUGACUGUUGCCCGCUCCUGUCAGAGCCAGGCUCCCGUGUCGCUAGGGACGGACUGACGCCGGACGCUCCGGGACACGAUCCCGUGAAAGGACUUGCAGUGACUCCUCUCCUUUGUAUGUCGUCUCUUUGGCCAGAAACCUGUAUUUUUGUGCAAAUACAGAAGUCCUGUGAAGUAGGAAAACUAUCCUUUUUCGUCACUCAAGGACUUUCUAGAGGGUUUUAGUGACUACAGAAGACGCUGAGGCCCUUGCAGGGCCCGGCCGCAUGGCGUCUGUCGCGCGGUGUGCAAACACGCGGUGCCCCCGUCGGCCGGAGGCGGACGGUGAGAGCCACGGAAGCCGUGAGGGCACUGACGACCUCACGGGCCGCGGCUGCCGCCUCCUGGAGCCGGCUGGCCACCCCAGGAGCCUGAGCGCCUCCACCUCCAGGAUUCCAUCCAACCGAAUCCCACGUUUCUGAGGCAGAAGGGCCCUCGUGGGCCCCCCGCCCCGCGUCCUCGCAGCCUGUGACGCCCAUUAGUCCUGUCCCCAAGUCCCCACCACAGCCGGUUUCCCCCGGGAUGGCCGAGGCUGCACGGAACCCCCUCGUGAUGACGCCGUGCGGACACAUGUCAUCUUUAUAUUGUCGCAAAGCUGAGCAGUGACGUCCUGUGACUUCCCUGAGGGUCAGGCGGACUUCACGGAAGAGGCUCCUUCUAGAAUUUUCCGUGCCCACCCAGCCCCGGGUCUGGAGGGUGCCCUGGUCCGAGCGGUGCUGCGAGAAGAGCUGGGUCCCCUGUCAAGGCACCUGCGACGGGUCCCCUCCACCGCGUCCGAAGCUGCGGUCUCGCCCGGCUCCGUAUUCACCUGAGCGCCCUAACGUUUGCCGUCGGGGAAAGAAGCGCUCUUCGAGGCAAGGAACGCGUGUCCCGGGCAGGAGGGAAAGGCGCCGGGGAGAUGGGCCCGUCCCCCCACGGUGGUCACAGCCUGACUGCUCUGUCCGGGCCGCGAGCCCCUGUGAGCCCCCCUGGCGUGGGGACCGCGGGAAGUGUGGCCGGCGGGCUUCGGGUGGCGCAGACACGCUCAGCGCCGGCUCCCUCAGGCAGGGGCGAGCACGCGGCCCGAGGCCCGUGCCGCCGGCCGCCCGGCCCCGGGGACCAGGCAGCGGGGGUGGGGCCCCGGCCCCUGUGCGGGGGCCGCCAGGAGCUCCCGAGGCCCGCUCACCCCCGGGCGGGGCCUGGCAUGUUCCCGAGGCAGACGUCACGCAGACAGAGCGCACGGAAAAUGGACAGUCAGCAGUUAAGCCACUUUUACUUCAACGCUCCGGACGACAGCAGGCUUGACCCCGGAGACCCACUGCGCGUCAUCCAGGAAGAAGCGACCCUGUUCUAAAGCACUGCAGCACCCACACUGCCUGAAAGCUGCCCCAUGUCGUCCGCUAGGAGCAUACCGCCUCUUCAGGAGACGGCAGCGGCCUUCGAGCCCAGCACCUGCCCCAUUCUCUUCUCUCUCCCCACACCGAGCACCAGCCCUGCCUUGCACGGACACCAGUAAACGCUGGAUGGAGAGGUGGGGGUGGAUGCAUCAGUGUCAAAAGAAGGAAAGCAUCACUGCCCAACCCCUUCCCUUUAGCACAGAAGGUGAGCUGUGUGGAAAAAUCACCAAAAACUAGUCACCCUUUUGCACGACACGGAGUUGUUGAUGGAGAUGGAGGGGUAGGAUUCUGCGUGGUACUCAGGAGAGGUGGGGGGUGUAUACCCACGUGCUUUUCAUAAUCAGGGAUGAGUGAGUUUUGGUAAAAUA
This is a messenger RNA of Hyaena hyaena (striped hyena), 2058 nucleotides long. Its product is annotated as translation initiation factor IF-2-like. Bases 1213 to 1647 code for a protein of 144 amino acids. The record is from RefSeq and is a predicted model, not a curated record. The transcript is spliced from 2 exons. NCBI's taxonomy places the organism in Eukaryota, Metazoa, Chordata, Mammalia, Carnivora, Hyaenidae.